Ciona intestinalis (vase tunicate) is the source of this 2048-nucleotide messenger RNA. The record is from RefSeq and is a predicted model, not a curated record. NCBI's taxonomy places the organism in Eukaryota, Metazoa, Chordata, Ascidiacea, Phlebobranchia, Cionidae.
UUCAUAGAUAUAACUUAGACUUUAUAUUCAUAUUGUAAUGUAUUGAAUCCAACAUGGGCAACAAGUGUCCAGCGUGCUUAUGUGGUGCAGAUCGUGCAAGUGAGGUGAAGUGUGGUGGAAGUAAGAAGAAACGAAAGACGAAGAAAUCGGAGUCAGUGUUGCCAACAGAUUUACAUUCUAGUGGUGCGCAGAAGAAUUUAACAGGAGAGACGGGCAACAGAUCUCAGCGUCCUGAUUGCCUUUCAUUGCCAACCCAACAAAAUAAUACAAAGGAAACAAAGUUCCCUGACUUUUCACUCCAUGGAGUCCAGAAGUCUUCCCCUCCCUCUUCCUCCACCACUCCCAUCCAAUCCUCCAAAGAUCAUCCUUACGAUCCCGCCAAUGUGGAGAUGCUCUUCCGGAUGUAUAAAGAUGAUGUAGAAGACUUAAUCCUCGCGGACGGUGUGGAGAGAUUGUGCUUCGACUUGGAAGUUGACCCAACAGAGUUCAUCGUACUGGUCCUCGCUUGGAAGUUAAAAGCGUCGACCAUGUGUAGAUUUACAAGAGAUGAGUUUAUCAGUGGUUGCCAGGAGAUGAAAUGUGAUUCCAUUCACAGCAUCAGAUCUUCAUUCCCUCGUAUACUUAAAGAUGCGGAGAUCAACUUUAAGGAACUUUAUCGAUUCACUUUCCAGUUUGCUCUUGAUGCAGAUGAGGGUCAAAGGUCAUUACCGUGUGACAUCGCUGUAGCGAUGUGGAAUGUUGUGUUUUCGACCAAUCAGCCGUUGAUCCUCCCAUCAUGGAUUCAAUUCCUACAAGAAAGAAACGUUAGGGGGAUUUCCCGUGACACGUGGCACAUGUUCUUAUACCUCGUUGACGCGAUUAGCGAAGAUAUUGAUAAUUAUAACGACAACGAGGCGUGGCCGAGUUUGUUUGACGACUUUGUUCAAUACAAGAAGGAUGCAAUGACAAAGAUUGAAGAAAAAAAAGUAGUUGUCGUGAUGACGGAUUCGGCUGCGGGGGAUUCCUCGUCGCAGAGAAUGGAAAUCCCCGGUUCAAUACUUACCUCUGGGGAAAACACCCCUGAAAUGGCUGGGAAUUCCCCAACUUCUCAUGUUGCCAAUAAAAAUGAAACGAAAUCCCCGGAAACUCCCUCAGUUGAAACUCAGACGUGCGGUAAUUCCCCAGGGGAAAUUUUAAGUCACUUACAUUCGGAAAACGAAGUUUCUUCAGAACAAACUUGAAAGUUAAAACACUUUAGUUUAAUUUAUAGUUGCAUGCGAUGUCAUAAUAGUUUUGUUUAUAUCUAUUGUUACUUCAUAGAGAAUUGUCCAUGUGUGGAAAACACAAUUAUUAUUCUUAGUUAAUUUACUUUAAAACGCAGCUAUGUGAACAUUAAUAUUCGAAUACUAUGUGUGGUGGUGGUGGGUCAACUGUAUUUAAUCUUAUCCUGCUUAAGGUAUGACUUACAACUAAGCAAUGAUAAAAACGAAUCAUGGCGAUUUAGACCAGAGUUGGCCCAUUACCCCAACAUUGUAUAUGCACAUUCUAUACUAUAUGGGUGAGGUCCUACAGUGAGGCACACCAUGGGAUCUGGGAUUUAGACCAGGGUUGGCCCAUUACCCCAACAUUGUAUAUGCACAUUCUAUACUAUAUGGGUGAGGAGGCACGCCAUGGGACAUGGGGUUUAGGCCAUAGUUGCCCAUUACCCCAUGAUAGUACAACACAACAUUUAUCUGAUUUCACACGCACAAUACUAAGACACAUAUAUACAGAUUACCGCAACACUGUACGAAGUUACUUUUAGCCGAUCGUUGUAUUUGAGAUUACAACACGAUAGUUUUACACAAUAAUUCUAGAUUGUCGCACUUUUUUCUUUUCCCCUUUUUCUAGUACUUAACUUUUUUUCUUUUUCUCUCUUUUUUUUCUAUAACCUAACAAUGUGUGACGAAAAUUAAAAUCGUUGCAAUUUUUAUCCGAACACUGCAGUAUUCAUAUCGCAUGUUAUUUGAUAUUUCUAUGAUGUUGCAAGUUAUUCAAUGUUGUCGUUUAUUAAAGAAUUGUAUGUUUUA